AACCAAAGUCUAACACUCUGCACUCUGCACUCUGCUAUAAGUUUCUAACAUGUAUGCGCACAAGAAAAAAUAAACAUGCUUCACACUAUCAAGACGGUUCUGACGUAUUCACCUGCGGCUUCAUCAGUACCACGAUCUCUCUCUUGCAACCGUGGUCGGGAAGUUUCUGUCGUUAGAUUUUGUACCCGCCCAGAAGCAGAAACUGGUCAUAGUGAUCAUAACAUGGACAAGAAGAAAGAUCAGAACCCAAGCGAGGAAGCUGCUGCAACUACCGAUCACGGGGAUGUGAUGUCUCAUCCGUUUGGGGAAGCGUAUGCUACGAGGUGCGAUGAAGAAGGAUUUGGAGGAACUUACGGUGGGAACCAAUCUCUUCCCAAGACUGAGACGGAUAAGUUCAUCCAUGAAAACCACCCAGGUUAUGACAAGACGCAGGGGAGUGAGGUGAAGGAGAAGGAAAAAGGGAGGCAUCAACCUAGCGCCAACUCCUAGUUUAUUCAUCUUUUUUGUACUUCAAGCUUCUAUUUUCAUGUUUCGAGCUCUCCUCGACUUGGCUUCUUUUCUUGCUCUGCUUUCUCUUUUAAUUAUAGAGUUAUGUGUACAUUGUCAAAUAAAAUAUAGGUUGGAAUAUAAAUAAAUAUUAAAAAUAAAUUAAAUCAUGUAUUUAUACACUAAUAUGUUAGCGGUUGAUUUUUGUAGUCGAUUUUGAUUUACAAAUAACAUUUUAUGAGCAUAAAUUAAUGGACUGUUAUCUUCUGUA
This is a messenger RNA of Arachis ipaensis, 757 nucleotides long. RefSeq names its product late embryogenesis abundant protein. Lineage: Eukaryota; Viridiplantae; Streptophyta; Magnoliopsida; Fabales; Fabaceae. The record is from RefSeq and is a predicted model, not a curated record.